This is a messenger RNA of Haliotis rufescens (red abalone), 915 nucleotides long. Its product is annotated as ribosome biogenesis protein BOP1 homolog. The coding region runs from base 20 to 868 and encodes 282 amino acids. Lineage: Eukaryota; Metazoa; Mollusca; Gastropoda; Lepetellida; Haliotidae. The transcript has 5 exons. The record is from RefSeq and is a predicted model, not a curated record.
GUGAAGCAGUAUCUUCACAAUGACCCUCGUGAACCAUGUGCUUCGCGUGCUUCACGUGCACGAGUUGGAUAAAUACCACGAGGCAAUCCCCCCCAGUCUUGCAGAAGUCAGUUUGAAGACGGAGCGUGAGGUUGAAUUCCGAAAGAUGAAGAUCCUGUUUUUGGUCAUCCUGGUGCUCUGCAUCAGUGCGAUUGAAAGCCAAAAAAAGAAGAAAGGCAAAGGCGCGGCUUCACGGAAGAAAAAUAUCUGCCAAAAGGAUAUGCGGAUCCUGGUGUCGGUCAUGCGCGUGUGCAAUGCAUACAAACGCGCAUCCCGGUUCCGUAUGAAGAACUGGGACAGUUUGCGUAAAUACAUACGAUAUGCACUGUCUAUGGCGCUAAGGAAGGGCAAGAAACCACCUCCCAAGGGCAAGAAACCACCUCCCAAGGGCAAGAAACCACCUCCCAAGGGCAAGAAACCGCCUCCCAAGGGCAAAGACGAUAAGAAGAAAGAAUCCCGUAGCUAUCAGGACGAGGACAUCAGUUUAGACGAUGUGGAUACUGGUAGUUUCGACGAUGACGAGUAUUCUUGGAGCAUUCACGACGACGAUUCCACUAAUAACUUUGACGAUGAGGGUGACGGCCUUGACGAAGAGGAUGCCGGUGACGGCCUUGACGAUGAGGAUGCCGGCGAGGAUGACUCCGAAUCCGACCCUCCGUCUAAACCCACCGACACAGAGGCCGAAAUCCAAGCACUCCGCCGCUAUCUGAAGCUGUCGGGCCGAGACAGACACGAACGUGCCGCAAAGCGUAAGCAAAAAAAGAAGGAUCCAUUUAGAAGUCUGAGGAUGCUUUGUUACAAGAUGUCGCGGCUGAUGUACAAAGGGUGAAGGGCGGGUAUUUACUGUGAAAAGGACAUCAAUAAAACUGACUAAAA